AUGACGAUAGUGGUUAGGGAGGGUGGGGAUGGUGGUGGUGGUGUGGUGGUGGUGGGAUGAUCUGCGUGUCAUUCUAUGAUGGCUGGUGGACAACACGUGACCCUGUAUCAGUAGGUAGGAGGGGGGUGGGCGUGGGGGUGGUGGGUCCUGUAUUUGAUAACCAACUAGGAUAUGUUCGGGAAGGUAUGGUAGUGGUGUGGUGUCGGUGGUGUGUUGGUGAUGGGUGUGCUUAGGACUAAUUGGGUACAUGGUAUUAGGUGCGUCUGGUGGUGUGGUUGCUGGUUGCACGGCAGGGUGUGGUUAUUCCCUGGGGACCAGUUGAAAUAUGCACUCCCUGUAAGUGGCCUGGGUAAGCUCUCAAGAUAAAUUAAAAACAUUAUGAAUGUAUGUUUUUGUCCGUUGACAGGGGUUGUCUGGUAGCCUCCCCCUUGGCCGCCUUGUCGUAUGUUCUCAGCCUAGCGACGCUACAUCUCCGCCUAUCGCCUCGACACCCCGUCACCUCAGGCACACACCUCGGGUAGUUCAGGAACAGUCCUCAGAGUUUCGAAUCUGUUUCUAGGUCUCAGAGUUCUAGGUGUCAGAUUCUAGGUGUCAGGGUUCUAGGUCUCAGAGUUCUAGGUGUCAGGGUUCUAGGUCUCAGAGUUCUAGGUGUCAGGGUUCUAGGUCUCAAAGUUCUAGGUCUCAGAUUUCUAGGUCUCAGAGUUUUAGGUUUCAGAAUUUUAGGUCUCAGAGUUCUAGGUUUCAGAGUUUUAGGUCUCAGAGUUUUAGGUCUCAGAGUUCUAGGUCUCAGAGUUCUAUGUGUCAGGGUUCUAGUUCUCAGAGUUUCUAGUCUCUGCUCUGUGUCCUCCUAGGUUUCUGUUUCCUCCAUGGGUUCUAGUGGAGCAGGAUCUCUACUGCAGGUCCCGGGGGCUUUACCAUCGGGAAGCCGCGCGUCCCUCAGCUCCAGGGGAUCCAGCUGCAGACCCACGGUCAGGCUCAGCCCCUCCCACAGCGUGGACAGACACUCCCUCUCCAUGGGAAGACACACCCCCAGGAGGCCCAGCGAUGUUGAGGGCAGACGAGCGUCGUUUAUCAGUAGUUCUUACUACACCCACAGCAUGGACACACAUAGUCACAGACUCAGCCCGGCUCCAGGAGCAUGGGACAACACAUAG
Messenger RNA from Coregonus sp. 'balchen', 1154 nucleotides. The record is from the annotation of a GenBank genome assembly. NCBI's taxonomy places the organism in Eukaryota, Metazoa, Chordata, Actinopteri, Salmoniformes, Salmonidae.